AUGAUCAAGAUCAAGGGUUCCAAAGAGUAUCGUCGCACCGUCUCUGAAGCCCUCCACGAUACUCUCUACAAAACCAGUGCUAACCAACUCCCAAGGCCACAUCGUCGACUCCUCCACAGCACCCGCACCCCAGACCGUGUACGUCACCGUGACCGUUCCUGCUCCCGCGGCGAUGGCAUACACCUUCACUGCCUGAAUCCCUCUACCCUGAGCCAGGCAUUCCAUUCACGUCCCUCUUUCCCGGUUCUACUCUUCAAAACUGCUCUUCUCACCACGGUCUCCGUGUGUUGGUAUAGGAAUUCCUACGCACCUGGUAAUGGGAACAGUGUUAGCAGCGUAUGGCGUCAAAAAGAAAAUUAG
Molecule: messenger RNA, 360 nt
Organism: Trematosphaeria pertusa
Lineage: Eukaryota; Fungi; Ascomycota; Dothideomycetes; Pleosporales; Trematosphaeriaceae
Exons: 2
Coding region: 1-360 (119 amino acids)
Source: RefSeq, a predicted model, not a curated record